CAUAUCUCUAUUGUUAGUGGGUGGGCUGACAAGUUUGUCGCUUCCUCAGACAAAACUCGUAUCGACCUUACCACAAGUCUCUUUUGCAGCCCCGUGAUUGUCCCUCCUAAGCUGAUGUCUACUCAAAAAG
Molecule: messenger RNA, 130 nt
Organism: Acaulospora morrowiae
Lineage: Eukaryota; Fungi; Glomeromycota; Glomeromycetes; Diversisporales; Acaulosporaceae
Source: the annotation of a GenBank genome assembly